This is a messenger RNA of Ictalurus furcatus (blue catfish), 5606 nucleotides long. RefSeq names its product nuclear receptor coactivator 1 (gene ncoa1). Gene Ontology annotation, biological process: positive regulation of transcription by RNA polymerase II; cellular response to hormone stimulus. Gene Ontology annotation, cellular component: nucleus. Gene Ontology annotation, molecular function: protein dimerization activity; nuclear receptor binding. The coding region runs from base 632 to 4630 and encodes 1332 amino acids. NCBI's taxonomy places the organism in Eukaryota, Metazoa, Chordata, Actinopteri, Siluriformes, Ictaluridae. The transcript has 21 exons. The record is from RefSeq and is a predicted model, not a curated record.
AUGGCGGUGCGGAGAGAGAGAGAGAGACCGAGCGUUGUGCGGGUUAAAACACACCAAUAAGGCCUCGCUCGGGCUGACAGCGUCCUCACGACUCACGGCGGGGGACGCAGGGAAGUUUCCAGCGCAGGAUUUAUUCUUCACUUCCGGUUUUUAGUGCAGGACGCGGAGUGAAAAUUAGCUGCGUCCUGGAUUUCAAAUAGCAACUCGGCUAACACUUCGCUAGCUUGGUUAGCAUCUUCAACUAGCACACGCAACCUUAUUGGCUGAAGCGUGCUCAUGCAAAACAAACAAAUAAACAAAACUUUCCGUGUUUUGCACGCGCGCGGCGGUGUGUGGGAUUAACAGCGCGUGGAUUAAUACUCAGAACUGUAACGCACUCGGACUCGCGGCUUGUCAAAACAUUUGCAUUAGAACUGAUCUCUCCAUCUGAGCAGGUUGUGUUCAGUGUGCCAUUGUUUUCUGCCGGCUGCAGUGGGAUGGUGCUGCAUGACAGCGAGGGCAUGGCACUGUAGCCCCCUCUGCUCCACAUCUCUGUUCGUCUGUCACCAUCACACAAGGCCAGUGCCAGUGCCGUGGACCACAGAGAACACUCUCUUUCCCUCUAUGAGCACCUUUGCGUAAUAAGCUCAAAAUGAGUGCCUCUGGAGAGAGUGCCCUUGACCCUGUCACCCCGGAGUCACGCAAAAGGAAAGGAUCUCCUUGCGACACCUCUGGUCCGAGCGGGGAGAAGUGGCGCAGGGAGCUGGAGAGCCGCUACAUUGAUGAGCUGGCUGAGCUGCUGUCGGCCAACAUGGGUGACCUCGCCAGCCUUAGCAUGAAGCCAGACAAAUGCCACAUCCUCAAGAGUAUGGUGGACCAGAUCCAGCAGAUCAAGCGGCGGGAGCAGGAGAAAUUAGCUCUGAUGUCCCCUGAUGACGAGGUGCAGAAGAGCGACGUGUCCUCCAGCAGUCAGGGCAUGGUGGAGAAGGAGGCUCUCGGUCCUCUCCUCCUUGAGGCCCUGAACGGCUUCUUCUUCGUGGUGAACCGUGAGGGUCGGAUCGUGUUUGUAUCUGAGAACGUCAUAAACUACCUAGGUUACACCCAGGAAGAGCUGAUGACCUCCAGCGUCUACAGCAUCCUGCACGUGGGUGACCACAAUGAGUUUGUGCGUAACCUGCUCCCCAAGAGCCUCGUCAAUGGGGUGCCGUGGCCGCAGGAGCAGGGUCAACGGAACAGUCACACGUUUAACUGUAGGCUGCUGAAGAGACCUCCGGACGAGGCGGAUGCAGAAAACCAGGAGGCACGGCAACAGUAUGAGCACAUGCAGUGUUUCACCGUCUCUCAGCCCAGAGCAGUGCAGGAGGAAGGCGAAGACUUGCAGAGUUGCCUAAUAUGCAUAGCAUGCCGUGUUCCCCGAGUGCCACCGAUUCCCGUCAGUACAGAGUCCUUCAUCACCAAGCAGGACCCCACAGGGAAGAUCAUCUCCAUCGAGACAAGUGCUCUGAGAGCCACAGGCCGGCCAGGCUGGGAGGACCUGGUCCGGAAGUGCAUCUUUGCAUUCUUCCAGCCACAGGGCAAAGAACCCUCCCAUGCCAAGAAGCUGCUACAAGAGGUGAUGACCCAUGGUACAGCCAUCAGCCCUCUGUACCGUUUCACACUUAGUGACGGGACGCCUCUCAGUGCACAGACUCGCUGCAAGUUCUGCUGCCCUCCCAACCCCGACGUACAGCCCUUCAUCAUGGGCAUCCACACUAUCGACAGGGAAAACAACACUGCUAGCUCUCAGGAAAACACUACCCAUAGCCUCUUGUCCGCAGCGGCUGCCCCAGCUUGCUCUCCUGCCAUGCAGCCCUCUGGCGAAGUCAGUCUGCACCACAACAAUGCCAACGGAGGUACAUCUGCCCCUGGCACCACCAUGCCCAGCCGGGUUGCACCUCCCCAGCAGGGCAGUAGCCUGUCACCACUGGGCAGCCCUCUCACAGCCACCCCUACCUCAUUCACAUCUCCCCGGCCUCCCCGAGCCAGCCCAGGCCUGGCAAACAGCCCACGUGUCUCAGGCCACCCUUUCUCACCCCCCACACCUGGCAUUCACUCUCCUGCUGGCACACUGGCACGGCAGCAAUCAGGUGGUGAUGGUAUCCCUUUCUCUCUCCCUUCCCCACUGGCCAGGCAGACUCCCACGCCCAGCAGCUCGCCUGCACGUCCACCUCCGGCUAAACCGCCUGAGCCGUGCCACAACGAUGAACCUAGAAGUGCUAACCCCAAACUCAGCCAGCUUCUGGAUGGCACCUCAGACCACGAGGCCUCACCUGCCUCCCAGAGUCGUUCAGCACCACCUGGCCAAUGCCCAGCGUCCCACAGCACACUCACGGAGCGCCACAAGAUCCUGCAUCGCUUGCUCCAGGACAGCAGCCCUGCCGACGGCACCAAUGAGCCCGAGAUCAAGAGGGAGCCGCCUGCAAGCAGCCCGAGACCCGGCCUGGUGAUGCCAUCUGCCAUAGGAAACUCCAAGCAGCAGCAGGACCACCAGCUGCUGCGCUUCCUGCUUGACACAGAUGAGAAGGACCUGGUAGACCUGCCCCCACCUGCAGUGCUAAGCCUAGAAACAGUGCGAGUCAAGGCUGAGAAGAAACAUGGAGACAAGAGUGGGCAGUGCAGCGCUGUUAGUCCUCCUUCUCCAGCAGUUACAUGUUCAUCCAAAUCCAGUGAUAAGCCCAGCCCGCAGUUCCCCAGUGCUGAUCUGCAUACACUGAACCAGGUACUGCCCACCCUCAGGCCUGUGGGAGAAAAGUCAGUGGAGGAGCCGGGGCUGCCCCAGCAGGGUGGUGACAGUGUUCCCAUCGGAGUGAGCGUGAAACAUGAACCUCCUGGAGUACCCGGCCAUGUGUUUUCCGAUGGCUCUAGUCUCCAGAGUCCGUCUCCCUUUGACUUCUGCAGUCCCUCCACACCCACCCAGGGUCAGGGUCCGGGCCAGGUACUGGGGCAGGCUGACCCCUUUCAGCUACCCAAGGAGAGCAGUAGCCCCUUCAGUGACCCCACCAGCAUUACCAUAUUCAACACCAACACAGGCCUGGCUAAGCUGGAUGUCCCCGAGUCACAGCAGUUCCAAUCCAUGUCCCUGGCUGAAUCCAUGGCAUUUGAUGGCACUCUGGGGAGCCAUGCACAUGCCCCUCUGUCCUCACCUCAAGAGCAAUGUGUUCCGUGUCCCCUGGAUGAGAUGCUCGUCCCGCCCACCACUCCGGAAGCUCGCAAUGAUGAGAAGGCCCUGCUUGAGCAGCUCUUGUCUUUCCUGAGUGGCACAGAUGAAAGUGAGCUUGCUGAGCUGGACCGGGCGCUGGGCAUUGACAAGAUUGUCCAGAGUGGAUGUCUGGAUCAAAUCACCCAGCGUUUUACCCAGGCUCAGCCAUCCACCCCCGUGCCUAGCUACCUGUCCCAGUUCCCCACCUCUCCUUCUCAGUUCCCGGCUGACAUGAGCACGACGCAAGGUAUGAGCUUUGGGGCGUCACGCGUACCCUUCCUGAGCAACGUGAAUAUGAACCCGAUGCGGCCUGGAAUAACCCGAGCCCCAGGGAUGCCCACUCAGAUGCGCUUGCCACCAAACCAGUUAAGGCUGCAGCUUCAGCAGCGUGUACAGGGCCCACAGCAGCUACAGAACAGGAUGGCAGCCAUGAGCCAGUUUCCCCAGGGGGUACCUGUUGCAAUGGGGGUAAGGCAAGGCAUGCAGCAGCCCCAGAUACCGUCACAGCCCCCACUGAAUGCUCAGAUGCUUGCCCAGAGGCAGAGGGAGCUCUACAGCUUCCAGCACCGCCAGAGGCAACUGCUGCAGCAGAAAGUCAUGAUGAUGAGGCAGGGAAUGAACCCGGGGUCCAUGGGAGCCCAGCGCGUCCCCAAAGGCCCUCAGCAGCCACAGCAGCAGUUUGGCUACAAUCCAGGCUACAACCCUGUCCCUGGAAGCAACCCUACCUCUCCCAGCCACUUCAACCCCAUGGGGACACCGCUAGACCCCAAGCUGUCUGUCAGGCUGCCCAUAGAAAACCAAGGCAUGAUAGGAGGCAUGCAGGGGCAGUUUGGCGGACCAGUCAACUCUCCUGUUCGGCAGGGACUCUUCCAGCAGUUCGGGGGUGCAGGUAUGGUCCAGCAAGGAGAUCCAUCAUUCCCCCCUGAACUCGGUCCCACCAGCCCCUUGCUGUCACCACAGAACCCCAACUCCCAGAGUCCUCUGCUUCAGCAGACCCAGCCCCCACCUGGUUAUCAGUCACCUGAGAUGAAGAACUGGCAAGGUGGCGUGACUAACAGUCUGUUUAACCAAACUGGCCAGACUAGCUCGCAGAAUUUUGGCCAGCAGGGUGUGUACAACAACAUGAGCAUCACUGUCUCCAUGGCCGGGGGCUCAGGAGCUGCGGGUUCACUACCUCCUAUUGGACCACCAGUUGGCAUUGGCAACAGCAACCUUGGCAACGUCAGCUCUUUGUGUAAUGAUCAGGUACAGCAAGUUCAAGUGUUUGCCGAUGUCCAGUGCACGGUAAACCUAGUGGGGAGUGACUCCUACCUGAACCAGCCAGGACAAGUAGGGCACCAGAAGCCCCAGGGCAGCACCAGCACUUCCCAGUCGCAGCAGAAGAGCCUCUUACAGCAGCUCCUGACUGAGUGACCCUAACACACACAAACCCACACAACCACACACCUGUGUUGAUGUCCCCAACAACGUCAGAGUUUCUAUUCGUCACCUUCCGGUUUCUGUCUGGGGAAUACCUGCUGGGCUCAGGAUCUGUGGGCCCAGGCUGAUGGCAUUUUGCAGCCUGUUGGACUGCUGAAGCAGUGCUCAUUCCUGGUCACCUACUUUUCAGUCUGCUUCCUCAAUAGGGGUCAAAACAAGUGAAUACAAAGAUUCCAGAAAUUUGCCAAGUUUCUGUAAAAGGACCUGCUGCUUUCUCGCCAGCUGACAUCAAUAACUGGGCCAUCGUCACAGUGCUUCAUGGAAACCGGGGUAGGAAUAUGCCAUGGUUUUGCUGCAGCGAUCCACGUGAGCCUCGGUGAACAGGACAACACUUGGGAGUGUUAAGGUUCUUGCCGCACUGGACAGCUCAGUUUCAGCUGGACCUGUGACUGAGAAGCUCUCCUCAGAUGAUGAGGGAGAGUUUCCCAACAUUUUGUUUUCUCUCUCUCUCACUCUCUCUCUCUCUCUCUGUUUCCUGAUCAGUUUUAUUAAUUUCUUUCAUCGCCUGCUUUGUCAGAACAAGCAUUGCCAGGUUGGGAGAAGAGAAACAUCUCACAUCUGCUACAAGCUUUCCUGGGAGAACUCGUUUUAAAAUGGCAGACAUUUUUAAAAUAAAUAAACGUCCUACACGUCCCCACCGCUCAGCAGCUGUGAAUACGAGCCACUUAGGGUCGCAUCAGCCUAUCAGUGUUGUUUGCCAUGUGUAUUGUGCAGGUUGGUAUUAAUGUACAGCACAAAAGCGGACAAAGGUCAGGACAAGCUCACACGUUCUAAUUUCGUUCUGGAAAAAAAAAACAUUGUCGAAUCACUCUACAACCAACAUUCGAAUACGUCGACAUGGGUUUCAAAACUGGCUCUCUUUUUUUAUUAUAGCUUUGAAAAUGUUUUUUUUUUUAUUUUAUUUUAAGAA